AGAAAUUUCUUUUUUUGUCAUUUAGGCUGAGAUAUGGGAUAUUGAUACUGUCAUAAAAAAGUAUGGUCAUGGAAAUUUGAAACAAGAAGAAGUUAAAUGUGGUGUCCAGGUUAUUAAAGAUCAUAAAGAGCCAAUCGCAACUGCAACUUUCUCACCAGAUGGAACCGCGAUUGCCAUUGCUAGUACUGAUGGAGUCGUUAAUUUUUUUCAAGUCAAUAUUCCUGAACAAGAUGAGUCUCCAAGAUGUUUACACAAGUGGAUUCCCCAUAACAAUAAACCAUUGUCAUCCUUGUAUUUCCUAGACAACCAUAAGAAUCAUAAGCCAGAUGUUCAAUUUUGGAAGUUUGCAGUGACAGGUGCUGAAAAUAACACUGAACUAAAGCUUUGGAGUUGCGAAUCUUGGAACUGCUUGCAAACAAUUAGGAUUCGUCCUAAUUCUGAAGAUGUAAUCGAGCCAGUUUUAAAAGCAGAGAUGGAUCAUUCUUCAAAGUUUUUGUUUCUUUCUGACAUCAAACGAAGAGCUGUAUUAAUCAUGUACAUAAUGCAAGAUCCUGUGUCUGGUUCUGCCAUGAUAUGUUCUCUGUCUGAAUAUAGAGUAUCUCUCCCAAUCCUCAGUUUAGCCAUAUCCAGUAUUAGCUAUACAAAGUCCCAGUCUUUCUCAGAAGAUAAGAAUUCUGAUGAUGAAGGUGAUAUCGAACAAGCUGGAGAUGAGUUGAACAAUGCUGAUGAAUCUCUAAAAUACAUUUUGAAGCUGUUCUGGAUACAAACAAAAGCUCUUCAGUCUUCAAAAAUCUAUUAUCAGCCGAAAAUGAAUUCACCCUUAAUGUCUGCCGAAUCCAUUAGUUCAUUGUCACAAGAUUCAUAUGUUUAUAAAGAUGGCCUGUCAGACAUUAGCGUUGAUCUGAACACAUCCAGCCGUAGCCGUAAAGAUGACAUAUCUCUACAAAAGAAUUUAUGUAUUGAUGAUCUCUCCAUAACUUCUCCACCUGCAGCCACCUCACUUCCUUCCCAUAUCUCUACUUAUUCUAAUUGCUCAGAAGUCCUUCUCACUCCGAAUGAUUUCACGUCUCCCUCCCACACAAAUCUUUCGGCCCCCGACUCGUUCACUCACCCUGAAGAUGUGUCUACAAAGUGUGAGGGUAUCGAAGUUGUAGAGGCCUCAUCUCUUGUUAGAAGGAAGUCUUCCCAGCAUAGUGCUACUAGCUCACCAAGCAGAGAAGUUGCUGAAAUUCUUGCACCUAUUAAGAUUCUUAAUUUAGAUGAAAUACCCAGUGAUUCAUCUAGUGUGAAACAUGAAGAGAAUGGUUUAGAAGAUUUUAAUUUAUCUGAAGCUGCAGGAAUUUCAAGGAAUCAAGAAUAUCACAUGAAAGAUUGGCCCCAGGCUCCUGAUCACACUAAAAGUUAUAGGAUUUCAGCCAUGAACAUGAAUGACAAUUUAAAUUGCAGUGAACUUUUGGGCCCUACCCAUUUUCAAGCUGAAAGCAGAGAAACCUCAGAUAUAUCAUUAGAUAUGAGCUCCAAACUCUUGAAAUUCAAUCACAAUCUUGAUGAAAUGACACAGAAAAUAGGUGCAUUUACUAACAUAAUGCAUGACCAGCGUUGCGAUAUCCAGAAUUUGCAGAAGGAAAUAAAACUAUUACGCCAAAACCAAAUGCUUAGUCAACAAAGUUUAGAUGAAACUGUGAUAACCAGUAAGCUAGAAGGUGUAGUGUCUCAAACUCUAUUACCACAUUAUUCUAGAUUGGAAAAUUUAGUUUUAAAGAAGGCCGAUGAAGAACGCCGAAGAACAGAGCGAGAGCUUAUCAAAAUAUCAAAUGAUAUGUCCUCAUCACUUGGCAAUAGACUUGAAAGUACACUUAAGCAAGAACUCUCCGCCAAUAUUGUUCCUCAAAUUAACAGAGUGCUUGAUACCGUGUCCCAAAAGAUGCAGCUAGAUUUCAAUCAAAAACUUAGUGCAACUGAUACUAGUCUUCGAGAAAAUUUUGCUAAGCAUUUAAAAAGCAAACCAUUUAUGGAUUCCAUCGCUCAAGCUGCAUCAACUAGUUUGCAAGGUGUUGUGCAAGUUGCAUGCAAAGAAGUAUUCCUCAAUAAUGUUGUGCCUUCAUUUGAAAAAGCAUCUCAGCAUCUAUUUCAACAACUUAAUGAUGUGUUUUAUAAAGGCACAUUGGAGUAUUUACAGUCAUUUGAAAGAAGUAAUCAACAGUCUAGUACUACACUUGAAACAGUUGCUAGCAGUGUCAAAGAUGAAAUGAAAAAACUUGUUGUUGAUGCUCAACAAAAUCUGCAUGCUCAAAUAACGAAGUCUGAGACGCUUAAUACAAAUAUAGUAAAACAACAUGAAGCUCUUCUUGCAAGUGUUCGCCAGAUUGUUCAGGAGGAAACUCGAAAAAUGUUGAGAGAACAGCAAAAUGCUGUUCUGAAUUCCCGCUCAACCACCCCAGUUCCUCUCGCUGAUCCUCAACUUCAAAAACAACAAUUGAGAAAGUUGGUGAUGCAAGGGAAUUUAAAUGAAGCCUUUCAAGAAGCACUCACUGCUAUGGAUGUUCAGCUGGUGUUGUAUCUUUGUGAAUCUGUAAACGUUGAACAAGUGUUUGGGCCUACUCCCUGCCCUUUGCAACAACAUGUAAUGUUAUCAUUAGUUAACCAAUUGUCAGCAGAUCUUAAUGUUAAAACUGAAAUAAAAGUCAGGUAUAUUGAGGAAGUGAUUCCAUGUUUGGAUAAUGAUAAUGCUAUCACACGAGAUCACAUUCGUACAGUUUUGGAGAAUCUUCAACAUCGUAUCAGCACCUUUUUAUCUAGGAAUCCCAAUCACAAACUCUCUCGUUGCCUCCGAAGAAUAAAUAUGGCCAUAAACUCCUUAAUUAAAUGAUACUAAUAUGUUUAUAAUUUCUGUAAAGUAUCAUAGUUUCUUUAUGUAUGUAGAUUUCAUGAAUAUUAGACUUUUUUCAUUCUCAUUAACAUGGAAAGAAGAAAAAAAUUUAUAUUCUGAAAAUUAAACUUGGAAAAAUAAUCAACUUCUUCUUUUAUUGCAUUCAUAAAUGCUACUGAUUGUUAUCCUUAGCAUUUUUAUAAAUGUUGUAUCAUACAUGGAUAUAAAAUAUUUUUAACUUUAAAAAAAAUCUUGUUUUUUCAAGUUAUUUGUAUCCUGUUUUUGAAUGUUAGUUUUUAAUAUUUUUUUGCUGAAUUUAUGAAAAUUAUGUGUUACAAUUUGAAGUUAGUUUUUCAAUCCUUCAUGUAUAACUUUAAUUAAAAAUGACAAAAAAAUUUUUAAAAUAUGUUAUUUUAAAACAAAUUUAGUUGUGUAAAUUUAACCCCAUUUUUCAUUCCAAAAAAUAUUAAUCUGAUGAAAAGAAAUAAUCUAUGGGAAUUACUAUACAAAGAAUUAUUUAUUUUAUUGAAUUAAAAAAUUUGUUUAAAAGUUAUUCCUUGCCAUUUAUAAAUACUCUUCAUCAGGAGUACAAUUCUUCCAUCCUCAGUCUUAAAAUAAAAUAAUUUUUUCACUUUUAAAAAAAUUUUUUAUCUAAAUAAAAAUUUCUAGUUUUAUUUUAACACUCUUGAUUGUCAGUUUUUCUUCAUUUGAUUUAAAAAUAAAGCCUAAUUAGCAGGGUUGCCACAGACUACUAAAAUGCGACUAUUUGCUACUAUUUUUGGCCUUAGGCGACUUUUUUUGACUGAAAAGGCAAAAAAAGCAUCUAUUUUCAGGAAUAGGCGACUAUUAGGAUACUUUUUUACUCUUAGCGAAGUUUUUUCGCAAAAAUGAGUGUUACCUUUUAGAACGUUAAUAAAAGAAAACAAACUUUUAUACAAUCAUUUAUGUCCAGAAAGCCAAAAAUUUAAAUUUCCAUUAUUUUUAAUAAAGUACUUGUUAUAUUUUCUCUCUGAGAGGCAGUUUUGUUAUUUUUAAUUGUUUUUCCCUUCUAUUAGGCAUGAGGCUUCUAAAAGCAACUAUUUUUGUUCAUUUUUUACUGUGGCAACUCUGAAUUAGCAAUUGCAUAAUUGCAAAAAUUUAGCAUGUUCAACUUGAGGGCUGUCCAUAAAUUGUACUUAAGCAACUGAAGUAUCUUAUCUGUUGUACCUGAUUUGUUUAGACUCAAAUGUAGAAACUCAAACAAAAAUAACUUUAAUUAAAACUCUCCGCAUAUUUACUAUUUUGAAGAGGCUGUAACAAAGAAUAGUUUGAUGGAGAAUUAUUUUAAAGUUUUUUGGUAAUUGCUUUGUACAGUUUACUUAAAAUGUUUUGACUCUAAUUAAUAUUUCAACAGUCUCAGAAAAUCAUGAAAUAAGGGUCGGUUUUCACUUUUGUUAAAAUAAUAUCUGGCUGCUUUCAUAGUUAUUGCAACUGUUUAGGUAGAAAUGAGCUAGCUGACGAAGCAGCACGGGCUAGCUCUAAUGCAAUUUUCUGGGGCCCUGAACCUGCGCUGGGAAUUUCUCCCUCCUCAUUUAGGGCAACCAUAUUCAAGCUCUACGGCAAGAUCGCCCAUGAGCAGUGGCGCGCUGCUGACGGUCAAAGACAAGCUAAGGAGCUGAAUCGAGACUGUCCUAGUGUACGUCAAAAGGAGCUCUUAAAGCUUAACAGAAACAGUAUAAGGAAGAUCAUUGGUCUUCUUACUGGUCACUGUAUCCUCAGAAGACACCUAAACAUUAUGGGAAUUGAAUCAAAUUCUCUUUGUCGGGGAUGUCAUCUAGAAGAAGAGACAUCACGACACAUACUCUGUGAUUGUGAGGUCUAUUCUGCUCAAAGAUUUGAGCAUUUAGGACAGCAUAUUGUCAAUGCCUGGGAACUGCAAGAUGUUCCUGUAAGGUGCUUGCUGAAUUUUAUUUCAGCCAUAGGGCUCUCAUGCUAAUCAUGAUUUUAGGGUUUGGGUACAAUAGACCUCUGGUCGAUGUGCCCUGCUCGUCAGAGCUGCCCAACCUCUAAGUCUAUCUAUCUAUCUAACUGUUUAGUUAAUAAAUACUAAGUUCUGAUUACGAAAUCUAGCAAUUUUUAAUUGAAUAUUCAGUUUUCAGAUUAACUUUGAUUUACAAUUGAAUCCAAUUAAUGUUUUGAUAAAAAUUUAAAUUUCGAUUAAUCGAUGAAAAAUUCCCAUGUUUACCAAAUAGUUAUUUUGUCAGUUUCAAAAAAUAUUUAGGUCUUAGGAAUAAGGCUAAAGUUACAUUUUUGGGUCAUAUGUUUGCAUUUUUUAAUAGAAUAAAUAUUAAGUUAUAAAAUUUAUAGUUUUCAUGUAUUCAAAACCAUAAAGUUAAAAUGUUGAUUAAUUAUAAAAGAAUAUUUUAAACUAAAUUUAAGAUUUAAGUCUACUUUAAUCUGUAUUAAAAUUUAAUUUGGCCAGAAUCGUAUUACAAUGAAAGAUUCCAUCUAAAGAUUAUGUUUCAGAAUGUUUGUUUUUGAUAAUAAAAAUUAAUUUUUAUGUAAA
Molecule: messenger RNA, 5414 nt
Organism: Parasteatoda tepidariorum (common house spider)
Lineage: Eukaryota; Metazoa; Arthropoda; Arachnida; Araneae; Theridiidae
Source: RefSeq, a predicted model, not a curated record